AUGCCGGCACACAUCGUUUCUCUGCUUCCAUCCAACCCUGGGGGCGCUGUUCCAGCGGGCGUGCAACCACCGAGCAUGUCUGGCUUCAACAAUGCGACCGUUCAGCCCGCUCGAGGCGGCCUUGCUGUGUGCGUCUCUGGAUUCGUCCCCGUGCACGCGAGCACCACCAAGAACAUCAAGUUCAACUAUCCGCUCCCUAAGAACCAGAGCCAGGUGACCGAGACGCUCCUUGAUUCGAUUACCUCCGGGAGCACGGCAUCCCAGCAGAUUAUGGAGGGCAUGGAGAGCGUCAAUGGGACUUAUGAUAUUGCUGCAACUCUGUGUUUGCCAGCGAAUGCCUCAGAUGGCGCGGGUUUGAAGGGUGUCCAGCUGUUGACGCAUGGUAUUGGCUUUGACCGAUUUUACUGGGACUUUGCUCCAGGAUACAGCUACGUCGACGUCGCCGCUCAGUACAACUACGCGACCUUCUUUUACGACCGUCUUGGCGUUGGACAAUCUUUCAAGCCGGACUUCUUGACUGUGCAGUCACCACUUGAAGUCGAGAUUGCCAACUGCCUGGCCACUUCCCUUCGUCAAGGCCACUUCAGCAAUCUCACUUUCUCCAAGGUCGUCGGCACGGGCCACUCCUUUGGCAGCAUCAUCACCCAAGCCAUCACGGCAAACUACCCAGAUUCACUCGAUGCUGCGAUUCUCACUGGCUUCUCUGCUAACUCCACCGCCAUGCCUGUGUUCCUUCAAGCCAACAAUUUCGCCAUCGCCUCGCACGACAACCCAUACCGCUUUUCCACCCUAUCCAACGGCUACCUUGCUGCUUCUUCAUCGAUCUCGAACCAGAUCGCCUUUUUCCGCUCUCCAAACUACGACCCACAGGUUCUCAGCCUUGCAGAUGCCACUAAGGGUACGGUGACUCUGGGAGAGCUUUUCAGCACCACUGCUGUGACGGCACCUGCCAAGAACUGGACAAAGCCAGUCGCGGUUGUCAACGGAGACAACGACCUGCCUUUCUGCUUUGGCAACUGCUCCUACCCGACGAACCUUGCACAGGGUGCCUUGACGAUGCUCUACCCAGCCACCAAGAAGACCGGCACAUACCUCGCACCCACCACCGGACACGGCUUGAACUUGCACUACACUGCCGUGGAAGCAUACCACUACAUUCAAGAUUUCCUCAACAAGCAGGGCGUGUAA
Molecule: messenger RNA, 1188 nt
Organism: Zasmidium cellare ATCC 36951
Lineage: Eukaryota; Fungi; Ascomycota; Dothideomycetes; Mycosphaerellales; Mycosphaerellaceae
Exons: 4
Coding region: 1-1188 (395 amino acids)
Source: RefSeq, a predicted model, not a curated record